AUGCGUCUACGACUCUGGCCCGCAACUUGCGUCAACCCGCACACCGCGACUAGUCAUGAGGCUCUGGAUACAUUCACGCGCAUCUCGUUGAUAGGGCGCCUGAACGUGUACGACUACUAUAAAGCACUUGUAGCCGCAUCCGACGGUGCCCGUCUUGGUGUAAUUGGGGAUGUCCGGCAACAGCUUACAACAUGUGUGCGAGAAUUCCGACAUAUACUCAUGUAUAAACGCGCUGGCCGUGGACAUGAGCCGGGGGGUAUUGCUGCGACACCUUUAGGAGCCUGCGCGCUGCGCUGUCCUGCCUGUCCCAACUUCGAUUUGAAUGUACCACUGAACUGGGCUGCAAGUCCCUUCCGGGUCAUACUUUCCAUGGAUGCCAACUUCAGACUCAACAACAAACUGACCAAACAUGAAGAUCGCGAUCCUAACCUUACGGACGGUUCCGCAUACAUGGCUCCGCCAAUGGAGUACGACAACUACCUCAAAGCAACGGAGGGCCGCGACCAGGCCGAGCCGCCAAAUGAUUGCUCUCGAUUUGGGGCUCUGGUGCUUGCGAACAUGAGAGGCGGAAGGGGAAUGCGUACCACUGGCAUAGCUGGUUGCUUCUGCGCACGCCAUGAAUUCGUGCAGCCGCUAGGCUUGGCCACUCUUACAAAAGGAGAACGGUAUAGCACGAUGGACUGGGUCUUCUGCGGCGCACUAUCUUUCUUGCGGUGUGCGGAGGUCACCGUUUGCUAUGAUAUCGCGUGUCAAUGGAGCAAGAAUCUCAGCGAGCGCAUACGCAGAAUGCAACCGAGCUGGCUUGUCUUUCCCGGAGCUGCGCAGUUCAUCAAGCUUCAUGUCGACAGGGCCAUCACCUACGCAGUCCCGAAGUUCCACCUCUACGCGCACAAAGUUUUCUGUCAGUUACGAUACGCGCUCGGCUUGAUGCUCGGCACCGGUGCUACUGACGGUGAAGGGUGCGAGCGUAUCUGGUCCGGUGCGAAUCCAGCGGCGUCUAGUCUGCGCGAGAUGGGAGCGGGCGGCAUGAGUGACACUAUGGACGAUAUGUGUAGUUUGUGGAACUGGAGGAAAACAUGUGGAAUAGCCAAUCUACUCUGCGGUCGUAUGGAGCGUGCGCUGGAGAACGGUGCUACGCAAACGGCAAUCUUCACGGAGUUCACAGCAGCAAUCGAGGCGGAGAAGCCCUCCAGAGUAUCCCAGGCACGAGCUGCAAUCAGGGUAUGGGAACAAGACGCUGUGAAGAAGGAAGGGACGCCAUGCCCGUACUACUCCGAGAGUGCAGAGCUAUCAGUCGCCGAGAUCAAACUUCAGGCCGAACAGGCGCAGGGCUUGUCGCCUCUUGACACCGCAUCGCUUUAUGUGGAAGAAGAGGCCUCGUUAAUACUAUUCCUCGCGCAUGGGUUUGACAUUGAAGAUGCCAGGCAUGUAUUCAGGCAGUCAUUCUACGCGAAGCAUAAGCUGACCGGGGGAACCGUCGAACAGAGCAGAGCUAGGACGCACGACUUGAACGAACUACGACGCGACAUCCUGAGGUUCCGGAGGGAGCAAGAAUCUCACAUGCCCGGAGUUUACGCCGCCCUUACGCUGGACGAGCGCGAUCCGGAUCGGCUGCAUUCAUUGAAGGUCAAGUUAUACUUGCCGUCAGAUCCUCCCGCUCAAGAUAAGAGUAUGAUAUCAGCUACAGAUCGUGCCAUGGAAGCUAAGUUGAGGUGGGCGUCGAUGGUGGACAUGCUUCGUGACUUGCGACACCAGCUACGCCUCAAGGGCCGCCUCAACAGAUUCAAAAUAGCGAACAUUGAGGGCCAGCACAGUAACACUCGCGCUCGCGAUGCACAAGACACUGUGAUCGCCAACGUCCAGAAGGCGGCGAAGGCCUAUCGGCGCCAUCGCGCUGCCUACCUCAAGUUGGUCGGGCCCGGAAAGGGUGGGUGGGAGGAGACGAUGCGCGAGCUCAAGGACAGCGACUGUCGCGGUUUGGGAGAUCGCCUGCUCGAGCAGAUGGAGAACAUGACAGAGGACAACGUCAAAAAGUUCUUGGCGGGGAAACGAGGCGCGGAGUCAUCCGGGGAGACGCAGUAUGAGCUGCCAUGGAUCUGGUUUAACCACACCGAGGAAGCGGGACUUGAGAUCACGGAUGAACUUAUGGUCGAAUGGUGCAAAUCCCGUGCUCGGGCGCAGCACUGGAUACAGGAAGUUCGUCUUCUCGACGAAGAGAUGCGCCGCGUCGUCGUUUUCAGCGAGAAUAUGGCGAAGCUUUGGGAUGCGCGCCGCGAGCCUCAGGACCGUAUGGACUUCGGUGAAAAGCAUGCCUAUGCUUCUGACGAUGGAUGGGCAGAUGGAGCGCGGGCCUAUGCUUGUAAGCAAUCGUGGAUUCGCCGCACCCAAGCUUCAACUUGGAGCGCCCAAUUCACUGACCUCCGAGCGACCGCUCAUCGCUUUCUCUCGCUGCAUACCACUGAGGGUUUAUCGGUCGGGGCAUUCGAUCUACGGGCGGGGUCAAUGGCAGAUGCUAUGACGCUCGGUGAAGAGGGCCCUCAGCCUGGUGCCGCGGCGGAGGAAAGCGUGGGAUUGCGAGGCGGCGAAGCGUCACAGCAAGAGCAGAGUGAGCCGAGUGCGUCUCAGCCUCAGGUUCUGUCACAUCGUCCCGACAAGCGGACAAGGGUUCGACGUAAAGAACGCAACGUGAAGAAACAAUAG
Molecule: messenger RNA, 2700 nt
Organism: Peniophora sp. CBMAI 1063
Lineage: Eukaryota; Fungi; Basidiomycota; Agaricomycetes; Russulales; Peniophoraceae
Source: the annotation of a GenBank genome assembly